GCGCUCCUCCCGCAGACAAGAGCGCCAAAGCCACGGGGAAGCGUCAGGAUUGGCCUGAACCAUGAGGAGCUCCUGGCGCUUCUGUCGCUGCUUCUUUUCAAACAGCCGCCGCUGGGGAAAUGGGAGAGUGGGAAAACUCAAGAAUGAGAGACAGCCAACACGGGCCGGGAGUCCUAGAGCAAGACCUGGUGGAGAGGCCCCUGGGGAGGCACAGAAGGCGGAAGAGUUGGAGUGGCGGGAAAUGUGGCGUCAAGAGGCUGGGAUUCCGAGAAAGAAGCGAGGCGUUCACGAAAAUACGAGCGACUUCGGCAAGGGGCGGGGCCGCUGGACGUGGAUGAAAGCUACAGAGCCAGCGUGGACCAAUCAGACCUCUUUGGGGCGGGGCCUCUGGAUAAGUGGGCGUGGUCUAGGGGGGAAGUCACCAAGAACGCACCGGAGGUCCUUGCCCGCCCUGGAAAACGCCCUCUGCGGUGAAGGAGAGACCACACUGCCAUGCCUCCCUCUGGGCCCCGAGGAACCCUCCUUCUGUUGCCGCUGCUGCUGCUGCUCCUGCUUCGCGCCGUGCUGGCUGUCCCCCUGGAGCGAGGGGCGCCCCACAAGGAGGAGACCCCUGCGACUGAGAGUCCCGACACAGGCCUGUACUACCACCGGUACCUCCAGGAGGUCAUCGAUGUGCUGGAGACGGAUGGGCAUUUCCGAGAGAAGCUGCAGGCUGCCAAUGCGGAGGACAUCAAGAGCGGGAAGCUGAGCCGAGAGCUGGACUUUGUCAGCCACCACGUCCGCACCAAGCUGGAUGAGCUCAAGCGACAGGAGGUGUCACGGCUGCGGAUGCUGCUCAAGGCCAAGAUGGACGCCGAGCAGGAUCCCAAUGUACAGGUGGAUCAUCUGAAUCUCCUGAAACAGUUUGAACACCUGGACCCUCAGAACCAGCAUACAUUCGAGGCCCGCGACCUGGAGCUGCUGAUCCAGACGGCCACCCGGGACCUUGCCCAGUACGACGCAGCCCAUCAUGAAGAGUUCAAGCGCUACGAGAUGCUUAAGGAACACGAGAGACGGCGUUAUCUGGAGUCACUGGGAGAGGAGCAGAGAAAGGAGGCAGAGAGGAAGCUGGAAGAGCAACAGCGCCGGCACCGCGAGCACCCUAAAGUCAACGUGCCUGGCAGCCAAGCCCAGUUGAAGGAGGUGUGGGAGGAGCUGGAUGGACUGGACCCCAACAGGUUUAACCCCAAGACCUUCUUCAUACUGCAUGAUAUCAACAGUGAUGGUGUCCUGGAUGAGCAGGAGCUGGAGGCACUCUUCACUAAGGAGCUGGAGAAAGUGUACGACCCAAAGAAUGAGGAGGACGACAUGCGGGAGAUGGAGGAGGAGCGACUGCGCAUGCGGGAGCAUGUGAUGAAGAAUGUGGACACCAACCAGGACCGCCUCGUGACCCUGGAGGAGUUCCUCGCAUCCACUCAGAGGAAGGAGUUUGGGGACACCGGGGAGGGCUGGGAGACAGUGGAGAUGCACCCUGCCUACACCGAGGAAGAGCUGAGGCGCUUUGAAGAGGAGCUGGCUGCCCGGGAGGCAGAGCUGAAUGCCAAGGCCCAGCGCCUCAGCCAGGAGACAGAGGCUCUAGGGCGGUCCCAGGGCCGCCUGGAGGCCCAGAAGAGAGAGCUGCAGCAGGCUGUGCUGCACAUGGAGCAGCGGAAGCAGCAGCAGCAGCAGCAGCAAGGCCACAAGGCCCCGGCUGCCCACCCUGAGGGGCAGCUCAAGUUCCACCCAGACACAGACGAUGUACCUGUCCCAGCUCCAGCCGGUGACCAGAAGGAGGUGGACACUUCAGAAAAGAAACUUCUCGAGCGGCUCCCUGAGGUUGAGGUGCCCCAGCAUCUGUGAUCCUCCGGGACCCCAGCCCUCAGGAUUCCUGAUGCUCCAAGGAGACUGAUGGGCGCUGGAUGAAGUGGCACAGUCAGCUUCCCUGGGGGCCGGUGUCAUGUUGGGCUCCUGGGGCGGGGGCACGGCCUGGCAUUUCAUGCAUUGCUGCCACCCCAGGUCCACCUGUCUCCACUUUCACAGCCUCCAAGUCUGUGACUCUUCCCUUCUGUCCUCUGAGGGGCUUGCCUUCUCUCGUGUCCAGUGAGGUGCUCAGUGAUCGGCUUAACUUAGGGAAGCCCGCCCCCUCCCCUUCUCCGUCUGUCCCAAGAGGGUCUGCUCUGAGCCUGCGUUCCUAGGUGGCUCGGCCUCAGCUGCCUGGGUUGUGGCCGCCCUAGCAUCCUGUAUGCCCACAGCUACUGGAAUCCCCGCUGCUGCUCCGGGCCAAGCUUCUGGUUGAUUAAUGAGGGCAUGGGGUGGUCCCUCAAGACCUUCCCCUACCUUUUGUGGAACCAGUGAUGCCUCAAAGACAGUGUCCCCUCCACAGCUGGGUGCCAGGGGCAGGGGAUCCUCAGUAUAGCCGGUGAACCCUGAUACCAGGAGCCCGGGCCUCCCUGAACCCCUGGCUUCCAGCCAUCUCAUUGCCAGCCUCCUCCUGGACCUCUUGGCCCCCAGCCCCUUCCCCACACAGCCCCAGAAGGGUCCCAGAGCUGACCCCACUCCAGGACCUAGGCCCAGCCCCUCAGCCUCAUCUGGAGCCCCUGAAGACCAGUCCCACCCACCUUUCUGGCCUCAUCUGACACUGCUCCGCAUCCUGCUGUGUGUCCUGUUCCGUGUUCCGGUUCCAUCCAAAUAUACUUUCUGGAACAAA
This is a messenger RNA of Pan troglodytes (chimpanzee), 2725 nucleotides long. It is a transcript of the gene NUCB1, whose product is annotated as nucleobindin 1. Gene Ontology annotation, cellular component: extracellular exosome; endoplasmic reticulum-Golgi intermediate compartment. The coding region runs from base 493 to 1878 and encodes 461 amino acids. Lineage: Eukaryota; Metazoa; Chordata; Mammalia; Primates; Hominidae. Gene Ontology annotation, molecular function: calcium ion binding. The record is from RefSeq and is a predicted model, not a curated record. The transcript is spliced from 15 exons.